This is a messenger RNA of Diaporthe citri, 903 nucleotides long. RefSeq lists its product as uncharacterized. The record is from RefSeq and is a predicted model, not a curated record. The transcript has 4 exons. Bases 1 to 903 code for a protein of 300 amino acids. Lineage: Eukaryota; Fungi; Ascomycota; Sordariomycetes; Diaporthales; Diaporthaceae.
AUGGCCAACAGCAAAUACUCGGCUUAUCGUCCCGCAGGGCGUGAGCAUGUACCUAUUUAUCCCAAAGGCUUUAUUGCCCUGCGCAUCGUCCAGCUCGUCCUGGCGUUGAUUAUCCUCGGUCUCUGCGCCUACUCGCUCACUUCCGAUUUGAGCUUUUCCGGAGGUGCCCUUAAUGUCUUUACUUCUGUAGCAACUCUCAUCAUCAUGGGCUAUCAAAUCGUUGCCCAUUUUGGCCCAGCUGUCAUAUAUAAUUACUGGGCCAUCCUGGCCUUGGAUGUUUUCGGCAUCAUCUUGUGGAUCGCGUCCUUCGCCUUGCUCGCUGCCCAGAUAGCUCCUGUUAUGGCGACAGGAGUAGUCCUCGUAUGCGGCUAUGAUUGCGAAUGGGCGUACCUCACUACAACGGGGUGGGCCGUUGCCGCGUGUCUGUGUGCUGCGGCAGGACUGGGUGGCAUAGAAUUCAUACUUGCCAUCGUUGCUCUGGCUAUGCAUUCUGUCAUGAUGCACCGACAUCGUUCAGCCGGUCUUCACAACAGACCAGUCUCGCCCCAGUUCCGCGCGGAGCAGGGCUUCCCAGCAGGUGUCCCUGUCCAGGCCGAGAAGGCCCAGCCAUUGCACAACAUCGCUCCUCAGCCGUAUGCCAGCUCCCAACCGACAGCCGUGGCUACACCAAGCCCAGUGCAGGGGCAGCAGAUGUACCAGCCCCCGUCAGCUCCCGCCUCGAGCACAGUGGCUCAGCCCACCCCUUACUACCCUCAGCAGCAGCAGGGCCCGGUCCAGCAGGAGCAUACGGGGUCCGGCUUCGGGAUGGGACAGGUUCCGGCGCCGCACAUGGGCAGCUAUGAAGCCCAGAGCCAACCUGUUGGUCACCAACAGCAAUACCAUCCAGCGGUGGGCCCGAAUUGA